UCUUGCUCUGCACAACAUGGGGUCUCCUGCCUUCCGUUCAAUACAUAAAUGGAUCGUAUUCUGUUUUCUAUUUGUGAUUUGUGUUGUGUUUCUGCCACAGCAGCGCAACAGCGAUGCUCCAUCACCCAAAUUUAAAGCACCCACACUCCAGCCGGUGACAACGAUCCUGGACGACUCCGAAGAUCCGAAUGAUUCGGAUUUGUAUUCGCAUUCCGCUUCAAGCGAUGCCGAUGUGAGCAAAGUGACUGCGUUGCCAUUGUACUACGUGGAGAGCUCCCUAUGCAAGAUACCGUAUGUGGAUCCCUUUGGGGCGGACACAAUGGCCGUGUACGAGCGCAUGCAGUACGAGCCCUGCUCCAACGACACCGCCCUGGUCACCCCCAUCUACGAUGUGAGCCGACAGCGCUAUGUGCUGCACAUCAACGAGACCCUGGCCUCCCGCCUGCUCAACUCCAGCGAGAUCGAGUACAACUGCUAUUACCAGGAGAUAAAACGCAGUCCGUCUGACGGCUACGACAGCGUCGAUCGCAAGUACUUCUCCCAGGACUAUGUGGUUCCGGUGCAUGUUCCGGGCCUCAUAUUGGGCUGCCAUCGGACGGACAACACGUCUCACAUCCUCCAGAGCGAUGCCUACACGCUCGUCCAGUACCGGGCUCCGCCGCCAGGACUCUUCCUGGAGCCAUCGAAGCGGAAGCCGUCCGUCAUCAUGUUUGGCAUCGACAGUCUAUCCAGAAUCAAUCUGAGGCGCACCAUGCCCAAAGUGUACAACUUUCUCACUCGCCGGGGAUGGUACGAGCUUCAGGGAUACAACAAGAUAGGCGACAACACAUUUCCCAAUCUGAUGGCCAUUCUGGCCGGCUACAGUCCCGAGUCAGCCAAGGAAAAUGUCUGCGAUUGGGAAACCAGUGGCUGCCUCGACGAGAUUCCCUUCAUCUGGAAGUAUUUCAAGAACGCCAGCUACCUGACGGCAUAUGCCGAGGAUGAGACUGGGAUGAAUACCUUCAACUACGUUAAGCCAGGCUUCAAGAAGCAGCCAACGGACUACUACCUCAGGCCUCUCCAGAAGGCAGUCGAGGCGGAAAUGGACACCUGGAAGUGCGCCGAUUGCUCGCUGAGGUAUUGCAUUGGUCGGCGGGAGACGAGCAGCUAUGCGUACGACAUGUGCAAGGAGUUCGCCAGGCGGUACGUGGACGAGCAACCCAUUUGGGGGCUGUUCUGGUCGAACAGUUUCAGCCACGACAGCUACCGAAUGCCAUCGAAGAUGGAGGACUACGUCCUGCAGUACAUGCUGGACUUCGAGGCUGACGGCGUCUUCGAGCAGAGCAUUAUGAUAUUCCUCUCCGAUCACGGUUCGCGCUACGGGGACAUCAUGUACUUGGAAAGUGGCUUCCUGGAGUCGCGUCUGCCCGCGAUGUUCAUCUACCUGCCGCCCUGGUUCCGGGCCCACUAUCCCGAGUACGCACGGGCCCUGGAAUUGAAUCGGAAUCGACUGACCUCCAAUUAUGAUCUGCACAACACUCUGAAGCACAUCAUCGAGUUGGGCGAUGGCCGGCCGCUGCCCAAGUCCCACGAUUGCCCCAAGUGCCAGUCGCUGUUCUAUCCGAUGGACGAGCAGCGGUCAUGCGAAGACGCUGGCAUACCGGAGCACUAUUGCACCUGUGUGCCCUACAAGCGACUCUCCGGCGACUGGCCACGUCGCAUCGCAUCUCGGGUCAUUGACCGCAUCAACGAAUACCUAAGCGGCAGGAAUCUCAGCGCCAUUUGCGCCAAUUUAUCGCUGUCCUAUGUGCACGAAACGGAAACUAAGAUCCCCCUCCAUCAGAACUUCCACGACUCGCAGCUGGCGGAGACGGCCGUGUAUCGGACAAUGUUCAAGGUGAAACAAAACAGCGCCGACUUCCGGGCCACAGUCGUCUUCAACAAUAUUACGGAAGCUGUGGAGGUAGAAGUGACAUCCAUCAGUCGCCUCGAUUCCUAUGAAGGCGAUUCCACCUGCAUCGACGACAAAACGGACAAAUUGUACUGCAUUUGUCUGAGCAAUCUCAAAGAGUAGCCUCUCACAAACUUUUACGCACGAGUACUUCGUACAUUCCACGUUUUUGUUGUUGUUGUUGCCGUUGUACAAGCGUUGUCUAAAUGGCCCUGUUAAUAGAUACAGUUAACUAAUUAAAAAUUUGAUUUUAUCUCAUAUUAUUUUGACAAGACAAGGAACGUGCGAGUCGCUUCUGGGGACGCGACUCUACUUAUAAC
Molecule: messenger RNA, 2250 nt
Organism: Drosophila obscura
Lineage: Eukaryota; Metazoa; Arthropoda; Insecta; Diptera; Drosophilidae
Exons: 3
Coding region: 17-2053 (678 amino acids)
Source: RefSeq, a predicted model, not a curated record